AUCAGCUCUGUCUUUACAUUUGGCUGGACAGUCAAAUACCACACAAUGGCUGCAUCAGAAAGACACAUCAGUAAUGGUUGGAAAAGAGAGUGACUGUGUCAUAGCAGCACAUAUUUGCCAAGAAUCAGAACAUUGUACUCUGUUGUAUGAAAAUUUUAAGAAAACCUGUGGGAGGGAAUCAGAACAAUGCAAAACCCUCGAUGGAGGCUACCUGUGUGCCACAUUAAGAGAAAGCCUGAAAGAAACAAUAUUGUGGAAUUGUCAUUGCAACGACCCUUCAAAAGCAGAGUGCACUGAAAUUUGGAAAAGUUUGUUUGAAGACAUUUGUAUACAGGAUGCUCAGAUGAAUCAAGUUUCAGCUUUCAGUGACAACUAUGAAGAUGGAUUCAAACAGGACUUUUUUUCAGGUAACAUGGAAGAGGAUAAUCAAUCCAAGUGGAAUCUAACUACUCUUCCCUAUCAGGGAAUCAAAGGAAUCCAGUCCUGUUUGGAAGUGGCAGAGGCGUGUGUAGGGGAUAUGGUCUGUAACACACAGUUGGCCCCUUACCUUAAAGCUUGCUCAGCAAAUGGAAAUCUGUGUGAUGUGAAACACUGCCAAGCAGCCAUACGGUUCUUCUAUCAGAAUAUGCCUUUUAACAUUGCCCAGAUGUUGGCUUUUUGUGACUGUGCUCAAUCUGAUAUCCCUUGUCAGCAGUCCAAAGAAGCUCUUCACAGCAAGCCAUGUGCAGUGAACAUAGUUCCACCCCCUACUUGCCUCGAUGUAAUUCACAGCUGCCGAAAUGAUGAAUUAUGCAGGAGGCGCUAUAGAACAUUUCAGUCAAAAUGCUGGCAGCAUGUGACUAGAAAGUGCCAUGAAGAUGAGCUCUGCAUCAGUACCUUAAGCCAGCAGGACCUCAUUUGCUCAGGAAGUGAUGACUGCAAAGCAGCUUAUAUUGGUACCUUUGGGACAGUCCUUCAAGUACAGUGCACCUGUAGGACCAUUACACAAAGUGAAGAAUCUCUGUGUAAGAUUUUCCAACACAUGCUUCAUAGAAGAUCAUGUUUCGAUUAUCUGAAUCUGUCUAAUGUCAAAGGCAUGGCAUUGCAUAAAAGAAAACCUGCAAAGGAGAUAACUCUGAAUGGAUUUCAUUCCCCUUUCAAUGGAGAAGUAAUCUACGCUGUCAUGUGCAUGACAGUCACCUGUGGAAUCCUUCUCCUGGUUAUGCUCAAGCUGAGAACUUCCAGGAUAUCAAGUCAAACAAGAGAUCAUUCACCAAUCCAAAUACCUGGAGGACUGAUUCUUUAAGAGUCAAGGAUCAUUAACAACCACUUUCUUUACAGGAAGUCUUUGUAGUCAGUCAACAGAAUACCCCAGCUGUCAUCAAUAAGGAAAAUGUGAAGAUGGAUCUAAUGAUAUUGGAUCAUUAAGGAUAAUAAUGUAAGAAAUAGUAAUAAUGGCAUGAUGUUAGAUUUUUUUGUUUUUUUAAGAAAGUAUUCAAGUAAAAAUGUAUGGUGGUAACUUUUAUGACACUGGUAGAAAAUUAAAGUCUUCCUUGAAGGCAAAAUAUGUUACCCCAAGUUACAGUCUGCAUGAUUUGUUUCAUAAUAAAUUUGAAUCUAUAUAAUAGUAAUUAGUUACAUCAAAAUAUGAUAUAUUAUGGUUAGCAGGGUUUAUUUUUCCUGAUCCAUCUUAUAAGUUCCCAUUGACUUGCCAAAAGGAAAAUGCUAAUGGAGAUAUCCAGUAUAAUUUGUUAUUUGUGUACUCUUAUCCAUUUUCAAAUCAUUAGCUACAUCAUUAGCAUUGACUUUAAGUUCCUACAUAUAUUUGUCUAGAUGGUUGGUCUUAAAUAUCAGAAAUAAGAUCUUUGGUUUUUGUAACUUAAAUACUGUUGAAUUUCACUUCUUUAACUUGAUGUCUUUACUUCAUACCUAUAAAAAUG
Molecule: messenger RNA, 1919 nt
Organism: Lontra canadensis (Northern American river otter)
Lineage: Eukaryota; Metazoa; Chordata; Mammalia; Carnivora; Mustelidae
Gene: GFRAL
Product: GDNF family receptor alpha like
Exons: 7
Coding region: 74-1285 (403 amino acids)
Biological process (GO): nervous system development
Cellular component (GO): signaling receptor complex; external side of plasma membrane
Molecular function (GO): signaling receptor activity
Source: RefSeq, a predicted model, not a curated record